AUGACCAAAUACGGCGAACGCCUGCUAAAAUCCCAAGGCUGGCGCGGCAAAGGCCACACCCUUCACCCAACCGACAACGCCAUCGGCCUGUCCAACCCCUUGCGCAUCUCCCGCAACACCGACGGGCGGGGGAUAGGCGGUUCGACGCACUACACGUCAGACCAAUGGUGGCUAGCGGCCUUUGACGAGAAGCUUAAAGGGCUGGAUACCUCCAAAACGGGGCAGAUGACGCAGACCACUACGCAAUCGAAGCUGGAUGCGGUUACGGCGAAUAUUGGUGGCGGGAAAUAUACGGGUGCGGGGGGGCUUUAUGCGAGUUUUGUUAGGGGGGAGGGACUUGCUGGGACUGUUUCUGAUGACAGUGAACAGAGUGGGAGGAGUACGCCUACUGAUAGGGAGGAUGUUGCGGGUUUGAAGGGGGGCGUGAGCAGGAGGAAGGAAGAGAAGAGGAGGGAGAAGGAGGAAAAGAAGAGGAGGAAGGCGAUGGAGAAGAUGAAAAAGAAGGAGGAGAAGAAGGCCGCGAAGAAGGCAGCAAGGAAGGAGGAGAAGGAGGAGGAGAAGAAGAGGAGGAAAGACGGAGGCGAAACGAAGGAGACGAAGGAGACGAAGGAGGAGAGGAAAGCGAGGAAGAUGGAGAGGAGGGCGAAGAAGGAGGAGAAGAGGAGGAGGGCGCAGGAGAAGGAGAAGAAGGAGACGAAGGGUUGA
Sordaria macrospora k-hell is the source of this 705-nucleotide messenger RNA. RefSeq lists its product as uncharacterized. NCBI's taxonomy places the organism in Eukaryota, Fungi, Ascomycota, Sordariomycetes, Sordariales, Sordariaceae. Gene Ontology annotation, molecular function: nucleic acid binding. The record is from RefSeq and is a predicted model, not a curated record.